Messenger RNA from Fusarium pseudograminearum CS3096, 5448 nucleotides. RefSeq lists its product as uncharacterized. NCBI's taxonomy places the organism in Eukaryota, Fungi, Ascomycota, Sordariomycetes, Hypocreales, Nectriaceae. The transcript has a single exon. The record is from RefSeq and is a predicted model, not a curated record. Bases 1 to 5448 code for a protein of 1815 amino acids.
AUGGCUCAUACAAUGAGCUGGCGAGCUUUGACGGCAAUCGCUCUCACAGCCAUCACCGUCUCUGCAUAUCCCUUCCAAUCAUACAACCAUGUCGCUCGUUCAAACAAACACGUCUACUGUCCUCUAUCCGAACUCUGCACAUGGGAAGUCUGUACUAGCACUACCAUCGGUCUUGAUCCUAAGAACUGUGGUGCGUAUGGCAACUCGUGCGAGGCCGGAGAGAUCUGCAUCGCUGGAGAGUGCUACCCCUUAGAUUUCGGAAACAACAAGUGCGACACCACAUGUGAGCCUGGUCAGUGGUGCAAUGAUGGCAAAUGUGUUGCCAUUGAGAUUGCAGCCAACUCUCGCAUCUGUGGUAAAGACCACAAAGACUGCGGUGCAGGAGCAGUCUGCAUCAACGGACAAUGCCAAACACUCGACAUCGACCCCGAAUCCAAAUCAUGCGGCCCCAAAAAGGUUGCUUGCGAUGCAGGAACCUGGUGUCUCGACGACUCUUGCAUCCCAUUCAUCCUCGGAACAUACCCUCAAACCUGCGACAAAAAGACCCCAUGCCCUCUUGGCUCAUCCUGUCAUCAUGGGCAAUGCCAACAAAUUUCUAUCUCGGCCGAUGUUUACAAGUGCGGCGAGUCUGCCAAGGGCUGUACCGCUGGCCAACUCUGUGUUUCUGGAUCUUGCCAGUUCCUCUCGUUCACAAAAGAGAAAGAACAAACUGACUCUUGCGGUUCAUCUCAUGGACCUUGUGAUCCCGGCUUCUUUUGCUAUGAGCACGAGUGCCUGCCUAUCAGUAUCUCAACCGAUGGCUCCAAGUGUGGCAAGAUCAAGAAAGGAUGUGGCGCGGAUGAGAUUUGCAUCUCUGGAAUCUGUACCACUAACCUCUUCCGAGAGGCUGAAGCAUCUGUAACUGUCUGCACUGGUGACUCCUCAGGAUCCAGUGGCCGCCCACAGGGACCAAACUGCCCCUCUUGUUCUGGAGGCAAGUCAUCUGACCAAGGCUCUCAAGGCAAAGGGGGUUCUUCACGAAAAGGUGGCUCUGGUGGCCAGGGCACUUCUGGCGGAUCCUACGAAAACGGUGGGUCUUCUGGACGCCCUGGUGGUAAGCCAAAUGGAAGUGGCUCAUCAGAAGGGGGCUAUUACAACGAGGGCGGGUACUAUGUGGAUGGCUCUGGCAAGCCCCAGUACGGUGAUGGUAAUGGCUACUAUCCCGGAACAGGCUCUGGACGUCCCGGUUCCGGCUACGGCCCUGGAUCUCGCCCAGGUUCACGUCCAGGCUCCGGAUCUGGCGGCAAGGGAGGUGCCAACAACUUCGGGCCUGGUCGCCCAGGCCCAGGCAGUGAUGGUAACGGCUCCCCCACCCCAGCCUGCGAUCCCGACUGUUCCUCCAAUGAGAUUUGCGUUGGGGGAGAAUGUCUUACCGUCUCCGAUCCUCUAACUUGUGGUCCCUCUUCCGGUCUAUCACGUCGCCAAACCGUGGAAUGCCCACCAGGUUUCGCCUGUAUCGAUGAUCGUUGCGUCCCAGUCGACAGCCCUAUCAACUGCGGCGGAUCAAACUGUCCCAUCAACUAUGCUUGCAUCGAUGACGCUUGCGUGGCACUUGGUGAUCCCGCCAACUGUGGUGGGGAGGUCUGUGCCAGCGAUGAGAUCUGCUUGGCUGAGACUUGCACGUCGAACCCGGAUCUCGCCAGCUGCUUUGGCGUUGUCUGUCCCUCUGGGCAAAGAUGUCUAGCAGGUGAUUGUGUCCCAGCUCGUCCCGGCGUUGAUGGCAACCCUCAGGGUAACGGCGGUCGGCCUGGCGGUGGCAUCGGAGACGGAGACGGCCCUGAUGCUCAACCUACACGAGAUGGUGGUCGACCCGGUGAAGGGGACGGAAAUGGACCUGACGCUCAGCCAACUCGGGACAGCGGCCGUCCUGGCGGUGGGGAUGGAGACGGACCUGAUGCUCAGCCAACACGAGAUGGUGGUGACCCUGACGAUGAACCAUCACUAACUGUCACUGUUUCUGGAUCCGUCACAGUUAUCCCAAACCCCGAUGCUACAGACACAAGCGACGCUACAGACGGAUCUUCGGGCUCUACGACUGGCAUCAGCGGUCAGCCUGAGGGCAACGGCCGGACUUCGACCUUUGGUGUCAUCACUCAGGGCAGCACUACCAUCACGUUCCCCGUCAACCCUACUCAGACCGGCCUUGCCUGUUCAGUCGAUAGCGAUUGCAAUCUCUACGUGGAGGUGUGCGUUGUUGCUGGUGAUAAUGUCUGCAUUUGCAAGGAUCAGCUUUGUCUCGUUGACCCGGAUCUUACCCCAGGUGACCCGACCAGUACUGAGGAUAUCGGACCAGCCACUACAGACGACUUCCCUGCCCCACCAACUGGAACCUCAGUCUGCACUACUGAUGAUGAUUGUCUCGUUGAUAACGCCUGUCUCUUCAACGGCGAGAACAUUUGCCGCUGUGUUGAUGGAAUCUGCGUUCAACAACCCAUUACCGGAGACCCCCAAGGAAGACCUACCUCUGCCUCUACUGAAGGCCCUGAACUUACCACUCUCGAUGGGCCAGAUGGUGACCCGACAGCCACUGUUACGCUGACCGACGAUGAUGGUCCCGGAUUGACUACUCUUGACGGGCCUGACGGCGAACCAACUGCAACUGUUACUCUCACUGGGGACGAUGGCACAACUGACGGCCCUGAAGUGACUACACUUGAUGGGCCUGAUGGGGAACCAACUGCCACUGUCACUCUUACCGACGACGUUGAUACGACCGCCGAUGCUGAAGUAACAACCCUCGAUGGAACAGAUGGUGAGCCCACCGCAACCGUCACUCUCACAGCGACCGAGCCAGCGGCCACAGAGACCGAAUUUCCAUGCACCACAGACGACGACUGUUUGGCCCAGCUUGGCCUUUGCACCACCGAUGGUCUCGUCAAUCUCUGUGUCUGCGUUGACGCAGUCUGUGUUCUUCCUGAUCUCGCUACUGAGACUACAACUGCCAUUGAUGGUGAGGAAACAGAUGCUGCUACCACCACCAACGGAGAAGUCGCACCCACACCCACUACUGCAUGCGACACAGCUGAUGACUGCGCUGCCAACGCCGAGCUUUGUCUCAUCGGCCUCGUCAACAUCUGUCUUUGUGUUGACGCUGUCUGUGUUGUUAACCCCGACGGCGAUGCUACUACAACUGGAGUUACGCCGACAGAGACAGCCACCGCUUGUUCUUCAGCCGAUGACUGUGCUAUCAACGCGGAUCUCUGUCUGGACGGUCUUCUCAACAUCUGUCUCUGUAUCGAUGGUGUCUGCAUCGCUGCACCCGACGGUGAUGCGACUACGACGGCAGUGGUGCCCACAGAAACAGCUACAACUCCUUGUACAUCGAACGAUGACUGUCUAGUCGACGUUGAUCUCUGUGUCAUCGCGGGAAUUAAUCUCUGUGUUUGUACGGAUGCUAUUUGUGUCCCCGGCGUUGGACCGGGAGAUGGAGAUGAUGGUUCUACUUGCACAGACGACAGCGACUGCACCAACCCAGGAUCUAUAUGCCUCGACAGUGGUAUUUGCGGACCUGAUCCUAACGAUCCGGACACGACGCCUUGCACUACAGCUGACGACUGCCUGACGAAUGUUGGCCUCUGUGUGGAUGGACUCCUGAACCUCUGUGUCUGUGUCGAUGCUGUCUGCCUGGUUCCAGGCGGCGGCCCAGGGGCUGGCGGUGAUGGGUCUGCUUGUACUGGGGACGAUGAUUGUACUACGGCCGGUUCAAUCUGUCUUGACAGUGGCGUUUGUGGGCCUGACCCCGAUGGUCCCGGUGCAACUGCUUGCGACACUGCUGCUGAUUGCACAGUCAACGCCGGUCUAUGCCUCGACGGACUACUAAACAUCUGUCUCUGUGUUGAUAGUGUCUGUGUGGCUGUUCCUGGAGGAGGCGGCAACGAUGGAGACGCAUGCGCCGAGGAUGACGAUUGCACCAGCCCAGGCUCCGUGUGCUUGGAUACUAAUGUAUGCGGACCUGACAAUGCUGGUACGGCCUGCAACACCGCUGAUGACUGCACUGCCAACGCUGGUCUUUGCCUCUCUCCCUUGGGCAUCAAUCUCUGUGUAUGCCUCAACGCCGUCUGUGUGGCAGGGCCUGGGGGAGCUGGCAAUGACGGGGAUCCCUGUACAGAUGAUACUGACUGUACUAGUUCGGGAUCUAUAUGCCUGGAUAGUGGUGUUUGUGGUCCUGACCCUGACAAUACUGGUACGGCUUGCAACACCGCUGAUGACUGCACUGCCGACGCCGGUCUUUGCCUCUCUCCCUUGGGCAUCAACCUCUGCGUAUGCCUCAACGCCGUCUGUGUUGCAGGACCUGGAGGAGCCGGCAAUGACGGAGAUGCCUGUACCGACGACAGCGACUGCACCGCUACAGGAUCUAUAUGCUUGGAUGACGGCACCUGUGGCCCUGACCCUGGCAACACUGGAACGACUUGCAACACCGCUGGUGACUGUACCGCCAACGCUGGUCUUUGUCUCUCACCCCUAGGCAUUAACCUCUGUCUCUGUGUCAAUUCUCUCUGUGUAGCAGCACCCGGAGGAGGCGGUAACGACGGAGAUGCCUGUACCGACGACAGCGACUGCACCGCUACAGGCUCUAUAUGCUUGGGUAGCGGUACUUGUGGACCUGACCCCAAUGACGGUGGCGCAAACUCUUGCAAUGCAGCAUCUGACUGUACUGCCAACGCUGGUCUUUGCCUCAGUCCUCUUGGUAUCAAUCUCUGUCUCUGUGUCAAUUCUGUUUGCAUUGUUUCCGGCGGUGGCGGCGGCGGUGGUGGUAACGAUGGCGAUGCCUGCUCAGUUGAUGCUGACUGCACAACUGCUGGAUCAGAGUGUAACAACAGUGUGUGUGGUCCACCGACCACAGGCGGCUCAAACUCUUGCAAUGCAGCUUCUGACUGUACUGCCAACGCUGGUCUUUGCCUUAGUCCCCUGGGCGUCAACCUCUGUCUCUGCAUCAAUUCUGUUUGCGUUGCUGGUGGUGGAGGUGGUGGAGGCAACAAUGGUGACGCCUGCAAUGCCAAUUCUGAUUGCACAACUGCUGGAUCACAAUGCAUUAACAAUGUCUGCGGCCCACCGGCCACAGGUGGUUCAAACUCUUGCAAUGCAGCCUCCGAUUGCACUGCAAACGCUGGUCUAUGCCUCAGUCCCCUUGGCAUCAACCUGUGUCUCUGCGUUAAUUCCGUCUGCAUUGUUUCUGGCGGCGGUGGUGGUGGAGGUAGUGGAGGCAAUAACGGUGACGCCUGCAAUGCCAACUCUGAUUGCACAACUGCUGGAUCGCAAUGCAUUAACAAUGUUUGCGGUCCUCCAGCCUCAGGUGGUGGAAGCAACAGUUGUACGAGAGCAUCUGACUGCACUGCCAACGCUGGUCUUUGCCUCAGUCCCCUAGGCAUCAACCUCUGCCUUUGCAUUAAUUCAAUUUGCGUCCGGUAA